Messenger RNA from Chrysemys picta bellii (western painted turtle), 1817 nucleotides. It is a transcript of the gene DNAJC28, whose product is annotated as DnaJ heat shock protein family (Hsp40) member C28. Lineage: Eukaryota; Metazoa; Chordata; Testudines; Emydidae. The record is from RefSeq and is a predicted model, not a curated record.
GGGGGAGGGACUCGGUGUCAGUGUCACUCCCCCUCUGCCCCCGCCCUGCUGCGCCCCGCCCGCCCGCUGAGCGGGGUAAGGCCGGUUAAUGGCAGCGCCACCCACAGGCGGCCCCUUGGUUGCAGCUCCGGAAGUGGCUCAUCACCCUGGCCUCUGAGCCCCAGUCUGGCCGCGCCGGUUGCAGCGUGCGGAGCUGUUAAUCUGUCAUUGUGAUGUAGUGGGAAACAGCUGUCCCAGGGUGAGCCAGCGUCACUGAUCUCGAGGGUUCCCCCCACAUCACUGCACAGCUGGCACUUACUGCUGCGAAGGCAUUGUUUGGUCUGUGGGGAAAAGUAGCUCUAGAGCUGGAAAAUCAAGUUUUAUCAUAAACGAUGCCUCUGUCAGAGAAGAAAGGCCUCCUCUGUUGUAAAUUGAAGGAUUAAGGCCAAAAUCACCAUAACGGUCAUUGUUUAGGAUGUAGCAGCAUCUGAAGAAAUAUGAAGUGGCUUUGUGUCAUAUUGACAAAAAAAAUUGGAUGUCAUCUCUGGGCACUUUCAACAAUGAUUCCCAAAAAAGUAAAAACAUUUCCUUAUCCCUAUAUCAUUGAGCAUAGAAUGUUGUCAGGUUACAAGUCUAAAAAUAACAUCAAAGACUCUUACAGACUUCUUAAACUUCAGGAGGGGUGUUCCCUAGAUGAUGUAAAAAAUUCAUUUACAAAUCUUGCCAAACAAUAUCAUCCAGACAGUGGUUCCAUCACAGCUGAUUCCGCAACAUUUGUGCAGAUAGAAGAAGCAUACCGAACUGUGCUUUCUGAUGUGGCCAAGAAAAUGAAAUCAAGUGAAAGUGAAGAUGAAGAAGAAACCAAAUUCAAAUCCAAAGCGCCACAGCACAGGCAGUAUUUAAGUUUUGAAGGUGUUGGUUUUGGGACUCCGAGUCAAAGAGAGCGACAGUACAAGCAGUUUAGAGUAGACCGUGCAGCUGAGCAGGUGAUGGAAUAUCGAAAGCAGAAACUCGAGAGCCAGUAUGCUACGAACACUAUGAUAGCCAAAGAUAUAAGGCAGAGUAAGAAGGUAAAAAUAACCCAAGCAAUUGACCGUUUGGUUGAGGACCUCAUCCAGGAAUCAAUGGCUAAAGGAGACUUUGAUAACCUCAAUGGUAAAGGAAAACCACUGCAGAAAUUUUCAUACUGUCCACAUAUUGAUCCUAUGACUCACAACCUGAACAGAAUUCUAAUAGAUAAUGGAUACCAACCAGAAUGGAUUCUGAUGCAGAAAGAAAUACGAGAAACUAUUGAGGAACUAAGAAAGAACAUAGUAGCAUCUAGGAAUAAACUUGGAGAGCCAAUGACACCAUGUAGACAGAAACAAUGGAGUCAGAUUUGUGAACAAUUAAUAGAAGAUAUCAAGAAACUAAACAAAAGAAUUAAUGACUUUAAUUUAAUUGUUCCCAUUCUGAACAGACAAAUGGUUCAUUUUAAUGCAGACAAAGAAAUUGCACGAGCACAGGCGGCUUAUGAGAUCCUGAUGGAAAAAACAAAGACCAUUGAUGUGGAUACAAAGGAAAAUGAACAGGAAAAAGUUAAAAUAUUUAGGCUUAAAUCCAGCUUUUUGAAGUGGAUAAAUCUUAUGCUGAAAUAAAAUAAAACGGAUAUACCAGUUUUGAUUAAAUAUUCAUGUUAAUAUAUUUUGUAGUUUGAGAGAGAAUUUUUCAGGUUUACUGAAAAUAUAAAACCUACCUGUUUUAAUGUUAUAAUGUUUAGAAGGAAUCUAGCUGCUUGACCUGGCUCUCCAAGUGGUCAAUAUGAAAGCUGUUUAAGAAUAAAUAAUUUUUCUCAGCCA